This is a messenger RNA of Sungouiella intermedia, 780 nucleotides long. The record is from the annotation of a GenBank genome assembly. NCBI's taxonomy places the organism in Eukaryota, Fungi, Ascomycota, Pichiomycetes, Serinales, Metschnikowiaceae.
AUGUCCUGGAACGGCUUAAAGAAAGCGAUUAAUAGGGCGGGAGCCCAGGUCAAAAUCAAAACGGGCCACAUCGACCAAUCCGCAGACUUGGAGUUCGACUACCAGGAGAAGCGCUUCCAUGCUAUGGAAAAGGCGUCAUUGCGCCUCCACAAAGAGCUUCGAAACUACAAGGACCUGCUCCACGCUUUGGCUCAGGUGCAAGCAUCAGUGGGUGAUGUCUUAGCCGGCUUCUACGGCAAAGACGAGAAAAGCGUGGCUGCAGUGUACCAGCAAGCUAUGAGGGAAGUGGCAGAGAGUGGUGAAGAGUUGGAGCAGCCGUAUUUGCAGACGGUGUUGAACCCUAUCGAGCGCUUUAACUCAUACUACGUUGAUGUCAAUGAGGCCAUCAAGAAACGGUCGCACAAGAAAAUUGACUACGAUGCUCUCAAAGCCAAGGUGCAGAAACUAAUAGAUAAUCCCAAGGAGGACCCUGCUUCUGAGCUCAAGCUUCGUGACACCCAGGAAGAACUAGCGAGGGCGCAGACCAGCUACGGAGUGCUCAAUAGCCAGCUCAAGGAUGAACUUCCGCAGCUUAUUGAAAUGCGGAUUCCGUACUUAAAUCCAUCGUUUGAGGCAUUUGUCAAGAUCCAGUUGCGGUUUUUUGGGGACAACUAUGCCCGUCUUAACAAGGUGCAGAAGCAGUUGGAUGCGGAAUCUCGCCACGACUUUGUGUCGGGGCAGCUUGAUAAGAAGAUGGAUGACGUCUUAAACAAGAUACGUGAGCUUAAUGUGGCGCUCUAA